Messenger RNA from Arvicanthis niloticus (Nile rat), 3851 nucleotides. Lineage: Eukaryota; Metazoa; Chordata; Mammalia; Rodentia; Muridae. The record is from RefSeq and is a predicted model, not a curated record.
GGCGCGCACGGCGGGCGCCCCGCGAGCCGCCCCGAUGUGGCAGGAGGCGAUGCGGCGGCGCCGCUACCUGCGGGACCGCGCCGAGGCGGCGGCGGCAGCGGCGGCGGGCGGCGGCGAGGGGCUGCAGCGGUCCCGGGACUGGCUCUACGAGUCCUACUACUGCAUGAGCCAGCAGCACCCGCUCAUCGUCUUCCUGCUGCUCAUCGUCAUGGGAGCCUGCCUCGCCCUGCUCGCCGUCUUCUUCGCGCUCGGGCUGGAAGUGGAAGACCACGUGGCGUUUUUAAUAACGGUUCCCACUGCCCUGGCCAUCUUCUUUGCCAUAUUCAUUCUUGUCUGCAUUGAGUCUGUGUUUAAGAAGCUGCUCCGUGUGUUCUCGCUGGUGAUUUGGAUAUGUCUGGUUGCCAUGGGAUACCUGUUCAUGUGCUUUGGAGGGACCGUGUCAGCCUGGGACCAGGUGUCAUUCUUCCUCUUCAUCAUCUUUGUGGUGUACACCAUGCUUCCCUUCAACAUGCGAGAUGCCAUCAUUGCCAGCGUCCUCACUUCUUCAUCUCAUACCAUAGUGCUGAGUGUCUACCUGUCUGCAACACCAGGGGCCAAGGAGCAUCUGUUCUGGCAGAUACUGGCCAAUGUGAUCAUUUUCAUCUGUGGGAACUUGGCGGGAGCCUACCAUAAGCACCUCAUGGAACUUGCCCUGCAGCAAACCUAUCGGGACACAUGUAAUUGCAUCAAGUCCCGGAUCAAGCUGGAAUUUGAAAAACGGCAGCAGGAACGGCUUCUGCUUUCCUUGCUGCCAGCUCACAUCGCCAUGGAGAUGAAGGCUGAAAUCAUUCAGAGGCUGCAGGGCCCCAAAGCAGGACAGAUGGAAAACACGAACAACUUCCACAACCUGUAUGUCAAACGACACACCAAUGUGAGCAUAUUAUACGCUGACAUCGUUGGCUUCACUCGCCUUGCAAGCGACUGCUCCCCAGGUGAAUUGGUCCACAUGCUAAAUGAACUCUUCGGGAAGUUUGAUCAGAUUGCAAAGGAGAAUGAAUGCAUGAGAAUUAAAAUUUUAGGAGACUGCUAUUACUGUGUUUCCGGGCUCCCUAUAUCUCUCCCUAACCACGCCAAGAACUGUGUGAAAAUGGGACUGGAUAUGUGCGAAGCCAUAAAGAAAGUGAGGGAUGCUACCGGGGUCGAUAUCAACAUGCGCGUGGGAGUGCAUUCUGGGAACGUUCUCUGUGGUGUGAUUGGUCUCCAGAAGUGGCAAUAUGACGUGUGGUCUCAUGACGUGACUUUGGCCAACCACAUGGAAGCUGGCGGAGUCCCUGGACGUGUUCACAUUUCUUCAGUCACUCUGGAGCACUUGAAUGGGGCUUAUAAAGUGGAGGAAGGAGAUGGUGAGAUAAGAGACCCAUAUUUAAAGCAGCACUUGGUGAAAACCUACUUUGUAAUCAACCCCAAGGGAGAGCGACGGAGUCCCCAGCAUCUCUUCAGACCUCGACACACCCUCGAUGGAGCCAAGAUGAGAGCAUCCGUCCGCAUGACCCGGUACUUGGAGUCCUGGGGAGCAGCCAAGCCAUUCGCACAUCUGCACCACAGAGAUAGCAUGACCACUGAGAACGGCAAGAUCAGCACCACGGAUGUGCCAAUGGGUCAACAUAAUUUUCAAAAUCGCACCUUAAGAACUAAGUCACAGAAGAAGCGAUUCGAAGAAGAACUGAAUGAAAGGAUGAUCCAGGCAAUUGACGGCAUCAACGCACAGAAGCAAUGGCUCAAGUCAGAAGACAUUCAAAGAAUCUCCCUGCUUUUCUACAACAAGAAUAUCGAAAAGGAGUACCGAGCCACUGCUCUGCCAGCAUUCAAGUACUACGUGACGUGUGCCUGCCUCAUCUUUCUCUGCAUCUUCCUUGUGCAGAUUCUUGUGCUGCCCAAGUCUCCACCCAUGAACAGGAAGAGGUUUCAGCCUUCUGACAAGGGAAAAUGGAGAUCGCUGAUGGGCAUCAACCGAGUACUGUUUUUCCUGAGCAACUCUGCGGAGACAACCCUUCCGACUGCCAAUACAUCAAAUGCAAACGUUUCUGUCCCAGAUAACCAGGCAGCGAUUCUUCAUGCACGAAACUUGUUUUUCCUCCCGUACUUCAUAUACAGCUGCAUCCUGGGCUUGAUCUCCUGCUCCGUUUUCCUGAGGGUGAACUACGAGUUGAAAAUGUUAAUCAUGAUGGUGGCACUUGUGGGCUACAACACCAUUCUGCUCCACACUCAUGCCCAUGUCCUGGAUGCGUACAGCCAGGUCCUGUUUCAGAGACCAGGCAUUUGGAAAGACCUGAAGACCAUGGGCUCCGUGUCCCUCUCUAUAUUCUUCAUCACGCUACUCGUUCUGGGUAGACAGAGUGAAUAUUACUGUAGGUUAGACUUCUUAUGGAAGAACAAGUUCAAAAAAGAGCGGGAGGAGAUAGAAACCAUGGAGAACCUAAACCGGGUGCUGCUGGAGAACGUACUUCCUGCACACGUGGCUGAACACUUCCUGGCCAGGAGCCUGAAAAAUGAGGAACUGUACCACCAGUCCUAUGACUGUGUCUGCGUCAUGUUCGCCUCCAUUCCGGACUUCAAGGAAUUCUACACAGAGUCCGACGUGAAUAAGGAAGGCUUGGAAUGCCUCCGGCUCCUGAAUGAGAUCAUUGCUGACUUUGAUGAUCUGCUUUCCAAGCCAAAGUUCAGUGGUGUUGAAAAGAUCAAGACCAUUGGUAGCACAUACAUGGCGGCCACGGGUCUGAGUGCUGUACCCAGCCAGGAGCAUGCCCAGGAACCUGAGCGUCAGUACAUGCACAUUGGCACCAUGGUGGAGUUUGCAUAUGCCCUGGUGGGAAAACUGGACGCCAUCAAUAAGCACUCCUUCAACGACUUCAAACUGCGAGUGGGUAUCAACCAUGGACCUGUAAUAGCCGGUGUCAUAGGGGCUCAGAAGCCACAAUAUGACAUCUGGGGCAACACUGUCAACGUCGCCAGCAGGAUGGACAGCACUGGGGUCCUGGACAAAAUACAGGUGACUGAGGAGACAAGCCUCAUCCUGCAGACGCUUGGCUACACGUGUACAUGUCGAGGUAUCAUCAAUGUGAAGGGGAAAGGGGACCUGAAGACGUACUUUGUAAACACCGAGAUGUCAAGGUCCCUUUCUCAAAGCAACUUGGCAUCCUGAAAAGCUGCCUCUUCCUGACAAGAAGAGUGUACUUGCAGGAAGCUACCACGCACUUUCUGACUGCAGCCCUUGCCCUUCGUCUUGAUGUACGUGCUCUGUCCCAUCCUCUGGAGCCCUUUGCAGACUAGUUCCUGUGACCCAGUGGCAUACUGUUUGGUGUCUGUGUGUGCCCAGAUUGUCCUGCCACUUGCACUGUGCUUGCUCCUAAGCAGAAGGAGAAGGAACCAUGUCCUGGAAGGAGAACAUUGAAGGAAGUGAUGGAGGAAGUGGUGAAGUGAACACACAUUCUUAAGGCAAUAAAACUGGGGGGUGUAUAUUAUCUUCUGGUGCAUGUUCUUCUCUGGAAAAUACGGUAGCUCGUAACUGCAUCCCUAGUCUGAUAUUCAAACACACAGUAUUUGUGAAUAAGCUGAUCCCGUCACCCAACAUGGAGUCUGUGCUCACCCACCUGUGUGUCUCAUUGCCAGUGAUCAUCCAUGGGCCUCAGCUGAGACUCAAGGCUUUUGUCACCUUGCUGUCUUGUCUUGUGGCAGCGGCACAUUGCCAUCCAUCACCAAAAGUAGUCCUCACAGCCUAGGACCAGUUUUGUACCAAACUCGUCUGAUGUUUUGAUGCCAUUUGUCUUUUUGUAAGAUUAAUUCAUUAAAAGUUUUAUGUACUUUGGUUUUUA